AUGAGCACCACUUUUCGUUGCUAUAAAAGCGAGGUGUUGUUUCCGGUUUGUAUACGAACGCGGAACUCGCAAAUGCUGCUCAAACUCUGUGUGGUGAUGCUCGUCGCGGUGCCGAUGGCCGCUGGAUGCGGUGGCGGCGGUGUCACCAAGAGGUGUCCGAGCACCGCAAUGAAGAUGUUCCAUCGGCCGAACGGCAAGACCGUUUGCCUUCAGGUCCUCACUACCACCUACGGCGAGCGUCCGAUCAAUGGGUCGGACGGAUUCUGCGCGUUGAAUAUCAACGGCUCGAGAACGUUUGGAAUCGAAACCGAAGACGAGUACAACUAUCUGAUCAGUCUGAUCGGCAACAUCCCAGCGGAUAGCCUUCCAUACUUCACCGCGGGACGACGGAACCAUGAAUGCCUCGGCACCAGCUGCCCUAUCGAGUCGGCCUUCCAUUGGACUGACGAAGAGACCGAAUCGAAUUAUGCGUUUGUCAACAAAUGGGAUCCAGCACAUCCAGUCAUUGCUGCCUACGAGCUAGUCGGUUUGGGACCCAAUGGGCUUGUCAGUGUUGGAGGGAGUGCGAUGGUUCGUGGAUCCGUUUGUGGCCUCGUUGUCGACUAA
Messenger RNA from Caenorhabditis bovis, 606 nucleotides. NCBI's taxonomy places the organism in Eukaryota, Metazoa, Nematoda, Chromadorea, Rhabditida, Rhabditidae. The record is from the annotation of a GenBank genome assembly.